Messenger RNA from Gekko japonicus, 1720 nucleotides. It is a transcript of the gene PRMT1, whose product is annotated as protein arginine methyltransferase 1. The record is from RefSeq and is a predicted model, not a curated record. NCBI's taxonomy places the organism in Eukaryota, Metazoa, Chordata, Lepidosauria, Squamata, Gekkonidae. Gene Ontology annotation, molecular function: protein-arginine N-methyltransferase activity. The transcript is spliced from 11 exons. Bases 34 to 1143 code for a protein of 369 amino acids. Gene Ontology annotation, cellular component: nucleus.
GUGGCUCUCUCUUUCUGUGUCUCAUUUCGCAAGAUGGCGGAGGCUGCAAACUGCAUCAUGGAGAAUUUUGUAACCACGCUGGCUAAUGGGAUGAGCCUGCAGACUCCGCUAGAAGAUGUCUCGUGCACCCAGCCAGAGAGCAGCGGCAAGCCGACAGCAGAGGAGAUGACCUCCAAGGAUUACUAUUUUGACUCUUAUGCUCACUUCGGCAUUCAUGAGGAGAUGCUGAAAGACGAGGUGCGCACGCUGACCUACAGAAAUUCCAUGUUUCACAACCGGCACCUCUUCAAAGACAAAGUGGUCCUGGAUGUUGGCAGCGGGACCGGGAUCCUCUGCAUGUUUGCAGCCAAGGCUGGUGCCAAAAGGGUCAUCGGGAUCGAGUGCUCCAGCAUAUCCGACUAUGCCGUCAAAAUAGUCAAAGCCAACAAACUCGACCAUGUGGUGUCCAUCAUCAAGGGCAAGGUGGAGGAGGUGGAGCUGCCUGUGGAGAAGGUGGACAUAAUCAUCAGCGAGUGGAUGGGCUAUUGCCUCUUCUAUGAGUCCAUGCUCAACACCGUCAUUUACGCCCGCGACAAGUGGCUGACUCCUGAUGGGCUCAUAUUCCCAGACCGGGCUACUCUGUACAUCACAGCGAUUGAGGACCGGCAGUACAAAGACUACAAGAUCCACUGGUGGGAGAACGUGUACGGCUUUGACAUGUCCUGCAUCAAAGAUGUGGCGAUCAAAGAGCCUUUGGUGGAUGUCGUUGAUCCGAAGCAGUUGGUCACCAACGCUUGCCUCAUCAAGGAGGUGGACAUCUACACGGUGAAGGUGGAGGACCUCACCUUCACGUCGCCCUUCUGUCUCCAGGUGAAACGCAAUGACUACAUCCACGCCUUGGUAGCCUACUUCAACAUAGAGUUCACCCGUUGCCACAAGCGCACUGGAUUCUCCACCAGCCCCGAAUCUCCCUACACCCAUUGGAAGCAGACGGUUUUUUACAUGGAGGACUACCUAACAGUGAAGACGGGAGAGGAGAUAUUUGGCACCAUUGGCAUGAAACCGAAUGCCAAGAACAAUCGAGACCUGGACUUCACCAUCGACCUGGACUUCAAGGGCCAGCUGUGCGAGCUGUCGUGUUCCACGGAUUAUCGGAUGCGUUAACCCGUCUGCCCCUCUGCCAUUUUCUUUCCCCCCGCCUCUCCUCCCCUCGACCUCCCUUGCACCCAGAGCGUAACCUGCCCCCUUACCCUCUUCUGUUGGCGUUUUCACGAAUUCAUUUCAUUGUGUAGUUCCCUUUUUUGCUGCUGUUAAGCUGCAACUCUGGGCCAGCAAGGAAGAGGAGGGGCCAGUAUUAGACACUGGGGGGGGGAGAUAGCCAAGACCCCCUCCCCUACCAGAUUGCCCCUCAUUUUUUUCAAUACCUCCCUCUUCCCACCCAUCCCCACCCUCCCAAGGAACUGAGUCGGUUAGCGCAGCUGAAGAUGCGCACGUGUUUUUGCCCAUCUGUUCGUCCCGAGGCCCGAGCAGCACCACAUCCAUCAUGAAGUUUUAUCUCACUUGUUAAAUCAUUGUUGGUCUCCCCUGCCAAACUGUGAUGCCCAUAAUCUUUCUGCCUCCUACACCAUGUCCAGAGUAAACUCUGUUCCUUACUGUCUCCUCCAGAGCAAGUGUUGCUCAGGUUUUUUUUCGGGGGGGAGGGGGAGAAGAGAGUACACGUGUCUAUUUAGAUUUGAUCGGG